Messenger RNA from Amphimedon queenslandica, 3340 nucleotides. Its product is annotated as mucin-4-like. The transcript is spliced from 9 exons. The coding region runs from base 134 to 3304 and encodes 1056 amino acids. Gene Ontology annotation, biological process: cell-matrix adhesion. NCBI's taxonomy places the organism in Eukaryota, Metazoa, Porifera, Demospongiae, Haplosclerida, Niphatidae. The record is from RefSeq and is a predicted model, not a curated record.
AACAAAAACGUGUGGGAGUCACUCUGUGCUCUUCCUAACUGCCAGGGCAUUCGCAGGAGAAGAGAAGUGAUAGGAAGAAGAAAGGCUAAGAGUCUUAGAAGAUCAAGGGGUUUUUGUCAAAGAGCCAGCAAAUAUGGAUUGGCUUAAAUGUGUAGCUCUACUUUAUACCAUAGCAAUAGUGUCGGCUAUUAUCAGUCAUAAUAAUGAUGAUUCAGGCAGUAACAGUAGCAUGUUAAGUGGCAGUGGCAUGUUAAGUGGUAGUGGCAGUGGUAGUGGUGAUGAUGAUGUUAUGGAUUCAGAAGUACCAUCAGAAACAGGAACAUCUUCAUUUCUAGUACCUUCAGUAACUACACUAGCAACAACAUCAUCAACGUCCGUAUUUACAAGUACGUUGACAUCAGAAUCAACGCCUUCACAAGUAGGAAGACCUAGUACACUAGUAAGUGCCACAGAAACUUCUUCAUCUGUGGAAGUAGUAGUGACAUCUUCACCAUUGGUAUCAUCUAGUACACCUGUAGAUGUUACCGAAACAUCUUCAUCUAUGGAAGCAACAGAAAUGUCAUCAUUUGUGGAAGUAACGGAAACAUCUUCACCAAUGGUAAUAGAUCUAGUAUCCAGUACACCAGUAGAUCUUCCUGAAACAUCUUCAUUGGUGGAAGUAACAGAAACAUCUUCAUUUGUUGUAGCAUCUAGUACACCAGUAGAUGUUACAGAAAUAUCUUCAUCUGUGGAAUUAGCAGAAACAUCUUCACCAAUAGUAAUAGUAUCUAGUACACCAGUAGAUGCUCCUGAAUCAUUUUCAUUCGGAAUGUCAUUGUCAGUGGAAGCAACAGAAACUUCUUCCUUAAUAGUAGUAGCAUCUAGUACACCAGUAGAGAUACCAGAAAUGUCUUCAUCUGUGGAAGUGACAGAAUCACAAGACGUGCUUCCUUCAUCGACAGAUGUUUUAGAAAUAUCUUCAUCUACUGAGGCAGUCACCUCUUCAUCUUUAACUGUUGAUAUCACAGAAAUAUCUUCAUCUACUGAUGCAAUAAUAUUUUCAUCUACAGAAGUGGUCAUAUCUUCAUCAUUAAUAGAUUUCACAGUAAUGUCUUCAUCAAUGGAGGCAACAGUAUCAGAAGACAUGCUUCCAUCGUUAUCUUCAUCUGUUCCUGUAGAAGCAACAGAAACUUCUUCACUAGAAGCAACAGAAACUUCUUCAUUAGUAGCAGUAGAUUUUUCUACUACACUUGUAGAAGCUACUUUAUCAGUGGUAGCAACAGAGUCAGUAGAAGUGCUUUUAUCAUCAUCAGUAGAUAUUUUUCCAGAAACAUCUAUUGAAAUAUCUUCAUCAAUAAUUUCGACAGAAACAAUACUUUCAUCAUCAGAAGUAUUAGAUUUUACAUCUUCAUCAAUGAUUGCAACUACUCCAGUAAGCACUACAACAAUGGCUCCUCCUACAGUUGAACCAACAGAGUCAGUAGAAAUCCUUCCAUCACCGUCAUCAGUAGAUAUUUUUCCAGAAUCAUCAUCUGUAGAUGUUCCAGAAAUGUCUUCAUCAUUAAUUGAAAAUCCAACAGCUACUCCAACAACAAGCCCCAGUCCUACAACAGCUCCUCCUAUAGCUGUCCUUCCUUAUCUAGUAUUCAAUACCAGCAUAUCAAAUGUUAUCAGUAGGUCAAACAGCACUUUCUUUGUAUUAAGAUUAACUCCUCCAAGACCAAUUCCUAUACUAGGCUCUACCUACUCAUCAAUCUUUAUUUCUUUUGCUGGUACAUUUUCUCUUGGCAGUUGGUUCGGUUACUAUUAUCCUAGAUUGUUUCCUAGUUUUACAAGUGGGAUAAGAAAUUCAGUUGUGUUUGCUCCAAUGUGGAACAAUUAUCAAUAUGUCAGAGAAGGUACUGUCUCAUAUCAAGCCUUUAAUUCAAACAAUCCACUUGCCAGUGGAGUGUUUAAUGUUGUCAAUAACUACAUCAGAACCAGGAGGAACUCAACAAACUACCAGGGAAUAUGGAUGCUCCUCAUUGAAUGGAGUGCAGCACGUCCUUACCCACAAGGAGUUUUUUCGGACCCAUUCUUUGACUUACAUAACACAUUUCAAGCUGUACUUACAACUGAUGGAACAGAGACCCAUGUCAUAUACAUAUACAAGUGUGGGGACAUUAUGUGGGACACUUAUUAUAGGACAUCUGUUGUUGGAUAUAAUAUUAGAGGAUUUCCUUUUGAGAAUCGUCUUGGAUCAGGGACACCAGGAGGACUAUUGAGAUUCGGCUGUGGAGAUAAUACAAAUUUUACUAACAUACUCUACUCAUUCUCUUCUGAUAAUAAUCCUGCUGAAGCUGCUUGCUUGGAGGCAUACAGAAAUGACCAAGAUCUUCGAGAAAUUGGAACAUUUGAAGCAUUUUUUUUUGCACGUCCCUGUCCCUGUUCAAUAAAUCAAGCAUGGUUUGACAGGAGAUUCCGCUUUCUUCAAUUUCACCAAACUGAAAGAGUUUUAUGUUAUACAAAUAGGUUUCCAUUUAUAUAUCAAAGCAUGUGCUGCUACGACUUUAAUUUUUUUAGAAACUCAUUCCGUGCUUUAAUCACCCAAGGACCUUUCUCCUCUCAUGUCUUCAGAUUUCACCCAAGAUUUUCUCGUUCCAAUUAUUUAACUUUUGAUGAAAGCUUUCAUUCACGGUGUUGUAUAGUGUCUCAAAACUGUGAACUCUUUAGAGAACGUCGACCCAUUAAGACAUGCACUGGCUACAGGCCUCCUAGACGAACUUGGUUCUGGGGUGAUCCUCAUAUUACAACACUUGAUGAAGGAUCAUAUACUUUCAAUGGACUUGGAGAAUAUGUGCUAUUGCGCACCAAUAGUGAGGAUUUUGAAGUACAGGCUCGUACAAAGUUAGCUGCACCAAACACUACAGCUACGGUUUUUAGUGCAAUAGCAGUUAGUGAUAGUAACAGGAGCUCCAUAGUUGAGGUUAGAAUAAAUGAAAUGGAUGCCAGUGAAUUUGUUGUUUUAUACAACGGUAGUGACGUGUCUGCUAAUCUCACAUCAGUUAAUGAUACGUUGGAAUUCACCACAGUAACUGUAACAAGAGAAACAACUGAGCUGAUCUCCAUUGCCUUAUCAAGUGGUGUAGGAGUCAAUGUCACACUGAGAUUAGCAAUCCUCUCAGUUACAUUAAAUGUGCCACAGUCAUACAUGGGAAAUACAACAGGACUCCUAGGAAACUUUGACCAAGACAACACUAAUGACUUUACUAGUAGGAAUGGAACUAUGAUAUCUUCCAAUUCAACUGAUGCCAAUAUUUUUAUGUUUGGACAAACAUGUAAGUAAAAGAUUAUAAGAGCUAUAAAGGUGUCAAAUUAUAUC